Molecule: messenger RNA, 626 nt
Organism: Apis laboriosa (Himalayan honeybee)
Lineage: Eukaryota; Metazoa; Arthropoda; Insecta; Hymenoptera; Apidae
Exons: 4
Coding region: 201-509 (102 amino acids)
Source: RefSeq, a predicted model, not a curated record
GCAGUCAAUAAAUUGUUAUGUCGUAAUUCGUACAUUUUAAAAACAAUCACAAUCUUUGUAAUGAAUCGAAACCCUUUCGUAAUCGAAAAGAAAUUCGUUGGCUUCACAACGAAUAUAAAAGAUGCCUGUGCUAGAACAAUGGCAGUGUUACGUUUCUUCUUAAUGACUUUUAAGCAAGAGAUUAAGAAUAAAUUUUUAGCAUGAUAUCGAAUCUCGUUUAUUUCAUUAUUUCAAUUAUAAUUUCGGUUCUUGCAAUGAGGACUUCUUCUGAAACAAUAGAAACAGGAGAAUUAAUAAAUAGUGUUCAAUCUCCCAUAAUUAUGGCACAAGAUUAUUCAAGCAUGAUUAAAUCAAUGCAGGAUAAUUCAUAUGAUAAUGAUGAUAGACCAUGUCAAAUAGAAUAUCAAAUUACUAAAAAAAGGGCAGGAAAAUGUAUAAAACUAAGUCAUGGAGUAACUGGUUGUGUUUCUGGUGAUUAUAUGAAUCCUUUUCAUCCUGACUGCUUCUAAAUUCUUAUACAAAUAAUUUAAAAAAAAAAUCAGCCUAAAAUUAAUUAUCUAACUUAAAAAAAUCGCCACUUUAUGUUGUAACGCUUCUAUCAAUAAAACAGGUAUCUUUCCCCGCUA